Molecule: messenger RNA, 3407 nt
Organism: Zootermopsis nevadensis
Lineage: Eukaryota; Metazoa; Arthropoda; Insecta; Blattodea; Termopsidae
Biological process (GO): regulation of gene expression
Cellular component (GO): nucleus
Source: RefSeq, a predicted model, not a curated record
CAUCCUUGGUUUAGGCCUAUGAAGAAUCUACAGAACGUAAAAUAAAAUGUUAUUCUAUUCAGCGAAUAUAAUGGGUUCCUUUGAGAUACAUCCCCGUAAUUCUUCUCGCUUACAAUAAUAAACUAUUCUUAAUAAAAUAAUUCCUACUCUCAUAUAAAUGAGUUUCCCCGUGUACAUCAAUAAUUUUUUGAAAUUCCACGUCUUGAAUACAGCGGUUUAGUUCAAUUCGAGAACCUAUCGAACAUUCGAUACUACGGAAGGUCGAUAUCAAAACAACGCAAUAUCGUCGUGCACAGCAGGUGUUUUCGUUUUCGUGUUUGUUGUCUUUUAUAAGCUGCGUAGAGUUUCUAUUGCAAAGCAAGGAUUUAUGACGAAAUAUUGUAUUCCACAGCUACAAUGAAGAGUUUAGAAAGAUGACGUUAUUGGAGCAUACAACAAUGAAAUGAGAGAGUGCCACUUAAUUUGAGGGGUUCCUGAUUGACAAUAGCAGUGAAAACCCCCUCACAGACCAUGAAUUUCACCACAUUUGGAGGGCACUUUCCUCCUGGCUCCAUACCCACAGCCACCAUUCAUCAGUUUGGUACAGCGAAGUUUGCCCACAAUGCUGGGGGACAAAUGUUGAGUGUUAUUGGUGGAGGGGAAGGAGCAGUACAGUACAUUCGCCAGGUUGACCCCAAUGGUUUCACAAUGGCAACAGCCCAAGGUACAGGCAACAAUCAGCAUCCUCAGGUACAACAGGCACUCAUUACAUUGCCCAUCAGUAUAGGAGGCAAACCUGGUGAACCAGGUCAGCCACAGCAGACCGUGCAGAUUCAGGUUGUGAACCCCAAUGCAACCACAAUAUCUAACAAUGGUACUGCAAACAAUGGUGCUCCAAAGUAUCACAUUUCCCCGCUGUCACUGCAUCACUUUCCCCCGGGUGUUUUGACAGUGGCUUACAGUGGACAACAGCAGGCUGGCACAGAAACAGUGCAGUUGCAGGUUCAGCAUCCACAGAUACAUGUGUCCCAAGCCUCCAACACCUCACCGCAGUCUCAGGAUAUUUCAAAUAAUAAUAGCAGCAACAGUAACAAUAAUAACAGCAAUACACAGAAUCAUCAGGCGCAAGUCUCACUUCACCAGGCGCAGCAGCAAACUAUCACAGUAACUGCAGGAGACAAACAUGAUCAACAUCAUCAAACAUUUCCUGUUACAGUUGUUGCAUUGCAACCACAGGAUCUUAUCCUCCGAGAUGCUGUGACAGCUGUGGAACUGGCAGCUGCCAAGUCACCUCAGCAAGAUGGGACAGGAACAAAGGACAACACUUUGCAGGUGGCCAUUGUGAAAACUGAAGGUGAUAAGGAUGCUCAGGGGAAUGAGGAUUAUAAUAGUUCACAACAUGCACCAGCAGGAACGGUGGCCACAAUGCCUCCUACAUGGCAGAGUAUAGCAGCCCCAGGCUCAACUGUGGCUGACUACCUUUCACGCAUACCUGCAUCCACCCUGCCCCUUAGCCUUCAUCACUUCUUAAAAUUCUCAGCUGAAACAAUCAAGCGUGAGGCUGCAAUAGAAUCGUCUCCACUCUCUAAUCCAGAACUUGUGGAUGCCAGUUCUGCUACCAGUCCAGAUGGAACAUUAGCUGCAGCUCAGGGGGUAGGAACUGCUGGAGCAAAACCUAAAAAGAAGAAAAAGUACAAGAAAAAGCCUCCCAAGCCACGACGUCCAAGACCAGGGCAAGUCCACAUUGCAACAGCAUUGGAUGGUACUACACUGUUCUGUUGUCCAGAGUGUCAUAUGGCAUAUCCUGAAAAGGAAUUGUUGGAGCAACAUCUGGUGGGGCACAAGAUUGAGCGGAGAUUCAUCUGUGAUAUCUGUGGGGCAGGCCUGAAACGCAAGGAGCACCUUGAAAGGCAUAAGCUGGGUCACAACCCUGACAGGCCAUACAUCUGCUCAGUAUGUCAUAAGGGUUUCAAACGUAAAGAGCAUUUGAACCUACACUUUGUGAUUCACUCGGGUGAAAAAACGGAGGUGUGUACAGAAUGUGGGAAGGGCUUUUACCGCAGGGACCACUUGCGAAAACAUGCCCGCAGCCAUAUUGCCAAGCGCGUCAAGGAAGAAAUGAGCAAUCAGCAGCAGCAUCAACAACAAGCUGCAGCAGCAGCUGCUGCUGCUGCCGCCGCCACCAUGGUGACCACAGUGGUACUGCCAACUGCUGCUGAGACAGGAGCCAUGAUGCUUCAGCAUCACCACUGAACAUAUUGGACCAGUGGUGCCAUCUGGCCAGAAUCAAACACUUGUGUCACAUGUUUGCUUGAAGCAGGAUUGAUUAUUUAUACUUUAGUGGUGCAAUUGCAAGAGGUGAAGAAACCAAAGCAUUACAGUUGAAAAUACGGAACUUAUGCAAAGUAUUAAUUUGAUGAGAAUUGUUUUGGAGAUGUGUUCUAGGUGAUUGUAAGACCUAAAUCACCUACUGUCACAACUUAAGAAAAAUGAGGUUGGGAUACAACUGUCAGCCAGAAUGACUGAGGUAUUGGCUUCACAGUACUGUGGUUUAUGAAAGAAUCAUGCUUGUACAAUGUGCCGAUAUUUCUAUCUUUAGAGGUGUACAAAUGUUAACACAGCAUCACAGCAACAUGAGUCUUGAGCUUUCAAAUUAAAAAUGUCAAUAACAGAGGAUCUGUUCAUUUAUUUUUUUCUAAUGUCUGCACUCUGUCGGUUCAGAGGGAACAGUUAUGAAUUACAUACCAGACAAGUCACAUUUACCAAGAAGUUAUCUAUAUAAUUCUGUGGAGAGGUCUUUUCACACAGACAGAGUAAGUACAAAGUAGCUUUACAAUUUUCAAUACAUGUAACAAAAUUUUCAUCACAUGUAAGAAGACAAAAGUGAAUUUAUUAGAUGACUGUUAUGUUCAAGUUUGUCUUUUGUCAGUUGUAAUAACACAUACCACCAUCACUAGUGCUUUGAUCCUACAAAGCAGAAUGGCAAUAUUUACUGGCACUGCAAGUGGAAUAUGUUUUCUAGUUCCAUGAAACAAAGUCUGUCAUACAAGUUUAGAGAAGAUUUUGUAUGCAUUAUGCCAAAGAACCUUCUAGUAGAUCAUUGGUGUAUGCCUAGCAUAGUCAUUCUGCUGAGACAGUGUUAUAUUAGCCAGAUAAAGAAAAUCAUUAAGUCAGCUGUGCUACUCAAAUGUCUAUCAGAUUGGUACACUUCCACAUUUUGUUGCAGAUAUUCAAAAACUUCUAAAUGAUCGUUUCCCAGGUAGGAUUGGUUGAGAUGAACCAAUUGCAUGGCAUCCUUGGUCACCAGACCUAAUGCUAGUGGACCUUUUUAUGGGAUUUGCAAAGUGUUCCAGCCACUGUUACCUAAUAAUGUGAAUGAAAGAAGGCACUCUACUGUUGACAAAGAUCAACUGGUUAAUACUCUUCAA